AUGCUGAUGCAGGUCCACCUCCUCCUGCUGCUGCUGCUGCUCCUGGGGGGGCCGAGAACAGGCCUCUCCCAAAAGCUCUGCAAAGCUGAGCCCUUCUUCAGCUGCCUCAAUGCAGCCCUGUCAGAAGCCAAGAAGAGCCAGCCGGGUGAUGCGCCCCUGCUGAGCAAGAGAACCUUCCACUACAUGCCAAGCCAAGACCCAUCUUCAGGACAGGAUGAGGAGGAGAGGGAGGGGGAGGAGAAACAGGACAAGGACAAAAAGGCUUUCCCUGGCUCUAGGGGUGAGAACGGAGCUGGGAGCACCCGGUACAAAUACCUGUCCCAAGCCCAGCUCAGGGGGAAGCCGUAUCAGGACAAGGCCAAGAGUGACCGGCGCACCAAGCUCACUCUAUCCCUAGAUGUGCCCACCAACAUCAUGAACAUCCUCUUCAACAUCGCCAAGGCCAAGAACUUGCGGGCCAAGGCAGCUGCCAAUGCCCACCUGAUGGCGCAGAUUGGGCGGAAGAAGUAG
Galeopterus variegatus (Sunda flying lemur) is the source of this 510-nucleotide messenger RNA. RefSeq names its product urocortin 3 (gene UCN3). The transcript has a single exon. Gene Ontology annotation, biological process: cellular response to nutrient levels; digestion; hormone-mediated signaling pathway. The record is from RefSeq and is a predicted model, not a curated record. Gene Ontology annotation, molecular function: hormone activity; corticotropin-releasing hormone receptor 2 binding. Lineage: Eukaryota; Metazoa; Chordata; Mammalia; Dermoptera; Cynocephalidae. Gene Ontology annotation, cellular component: extracellular region. Bases 1 to 510 code for a protein of 169 amino acids.